AUGGAGUCGACGGCGCCAUCCUCCCAGUCAGAUCUGGGAACAGGAAUGUUCUACCGGUCCAUCGAAGCGGAUCUGGACCACUUGAAGCCUGCGCCCCUCUUUCCCACCACGCAUCCACGGCUGAAAAUCAGCUGCCAUUCGAGAUCCGGCGAGCUUGCUUGCCAGCUCCACGCCCCACCGCGCCCCACCGCGCUCUUUUUGGCAUGA
Molecule: messenger RNA, 207 nt
Organism: Penicillium chermesinum
Lineage: Eukaryota; Fungi; Ascomycota; Eurotiomycetes; Eurotiales; Aspergillaceae
Exons: 1
Coding region: 1-207 (68 amino acids)
Source: RefSeq, a predicted model, not a curated record